Messenger RNA from Camellia sinensis, 2406 nucleotides. RefSeq lists its product as uncharacterized. The record is from RefSeq and is a predicted model, not a curated record. Gene Ontology annotation, molecular function: RNA binding. Lineage: Eukaryota; Viridiplantae; Streptophyta; Magnoliopsida; Ericales; Theaceae.
UACUCCAAACUCGAAAAAAAAUCUGAGUUGGUCUGGUCCGGUCCACAAAAUGCACAUCCACGCACCUCCCCUUACCAUCUUCUGCUCAUCCUUUACGCUUGCUUUUUUUAUGUAGGGUUUCCGUUCCCACAUCAAUCUCUUCUCUCUCUCUCUCUCUCUCUCUCUACAUUACCAUGGCCGAAGAGGUACAGUACGCGGAUUCAGCCACCAACAAGCGCAAGUACGACGACCAGACUCCUCCGCCGUCGUCGCGGCGGACCACUGGCUUUUCUGCUCCGAUCUCCUCCCACUCGCCGGAUUCCGCCAACGCUCUUUCUUCCUACAACACAGUCCCUCCGCCCGUCGACGAUAUCCAGCUCGCCAAGCAGCGCGCGCAGGAGAUUGCUGCCCGCCUCUUCAACAACGCCGAAGCCAAGCGCCCUAGGGUUGAGAAUGGCGCUUCUGCCUUUGAUUCCAACGACAAUGCUGGACAGAAGCCUAUGUUUUCAAAUGUGGCCCCCUCGUCAAUGCCGGUUUCAUAUGGGUACCAGGGAUCAAGCAAAAGGAUUGAUGUACCGAAUGGCAGGGUUGGUGUGAUUAUUGGGAAAGGUGGAGAAACUAUCAAGUAUCUUCAGCUUCAAUCUGGUGCUAAGAUUCAAGUGACGAGGGAUAUGGAUUCAGACCCUAAUUCCCCAACUAGGAUGGUUGAGCUUGUGGGGACUCCAGAUCAAAUAGCGAAGGCUGAGCAAUUGAUACACGACGUUCUUUCGGAGGCUGAAGCAGGGGGUUCUGGAAUAGUUUCUCGGAGGUUGACUGGACAACAAUCUGACUCUGAGCAAUUUGUAAUGAAAAUCCCGAACAACAAGGUUGGUCUGAUAAUUGGUAAAGGAGGUGAGACCAUAAAAAGUAUGCAAGGCAGGUCAGGAGCUCGUAUUCAGGUGAUUCCUUUGCACCUUCCCCCAGGUGACCCAUCAACAGAGAGGACAUUACAGAUAGAUGGGACCAGUGAACAGAUUGAGGCUGCAAAACAGUUAGUCAGUGAAGUAACCAGUGAGAAUCGGCCUAGAAAUCCAGCAAUGACUGGAGGAUAUUCUCAGCAAGGUUACCAAGCACGACCUCCGACUAGCUGGGCUCCGCCUGGUGCUCCGAUGCAGCAACCUGGUUAUGGUUACGUGCAGCCCGGCACAUAUCCUGGUCCAUCACCACAGUACAACACAUCUCAGCCACCAUACCCUGGGUAUCCUCCUCAACCAACAUCAGGUGGUUAUGCCACUGGCUGGGAUCAGACAACUGGUGCACCAAAUCAGCAGACCUCUCAGGGAGGUGGUUAUGAUUACUAUAGCCAGCAGGCUCAGCAGCAGCAAGCCCCUGGUGGUCCCUCAGCCCCAGCUGAUAAUACGAGUUACGGUUACAGUCAGCCACCAGCUUCUGGCUAUAAUGCACAGGGGCAAGGUUAUGCUCAGGAUGGCUAUGGUGGGUAUACUUCAACUACUCCACAACCUGGAUAUGGUCAGCCCCAGCCAAACCCUAUUCAGGGGUAUGAUCAGCAAGGUUAUACUUCAGCUCCUGGUUAUGGUAAUGUGACUAACCCAACCUCAGAGAGUCAUACACCUUCCUACGGAGGAGCUCCGGGGGAUACCAGCCAAGUGCCUCCACCAGUCCAGUCGACUGCAAUGGGCCAACAAGGAUACAACACAACUCAGCAGCCUAGCCCUAGCCCUGCUAAUUAUCCACCUCAAGGAUCUACUCAGCCAGGCUACGGAGUGGCCACUUCCCAACCUGGUUAUGCGACUCAACCACCUUCUGGAUAUGGUCCCAGCUAUGCUCAGAAACCUCCAGCCAAUCAAUCAGCUUAUGGGCAGCCCCAACAGUCACCGAGUGCCCAAGGAGGCUAUGUUCAGCCUGGAUAUACUCAUUCUCAGCCCCCACCUGCUCAACCAGAUUCUGGUGCCCAGCGGGCUCCACCUUCCGGUUAUGCUACUGCAACGGCACAACCAGGGUAUGGUGCACCACCUUAUGGUACAGCUCCAGUGACUCAGCCAGGGUAUGGGCAGCCACCAUAUAACAACAGCUCUUAUGGAGGUGGUUAUUCUCAGCCUCCAGCCUAUACUGCUGAUGGCAAUGGAGGGGGAAAUGCUCGUGGGACCUAUGAUGCAGCACCAACUUCUCAGGUUGUUCAGCCUAGUGGGGUUACCAAAGCUUCGCCCAAGAGUUGAUGUGUGGUAAGUGAUGAAUUAUUGGUGUUUAUGUGUUACGCUUUUUAACUGGUUUUGUAGUUUGCAUUAGUCCUGUACAAUUUCUGGAUGAUUUUGAGUUCCCUGCAACAGAUGUUAAUUGUUUGUCUUGUUUGGAUAUACUUUGGCUGUUCUUAACGAUCUCUCUUCUGCAUUGCUUUAUUUGAAGUUGGAUGAUAUCAUUGGUUCUUUU